Molecule: messenger RNA, 1403 nt
Organism: Glycine soja
Lineage: Eukaryota; Viridiplantae; Streptophyta; Magnoliopsida; Fabales; Fabaceae
Product: trihelix transcription factor GT-3b-like
Exons: 2
Coding region: 209-1027 (272 amino acids)
Source: RefSeq, a predicted model, not a curated record
UUUUCCUCUCUAAUGCGAUUUACAACACAACUGUCUCUUCUCGUGUUCCCACCAUCCCACAUAUAUAAAACCUUUGUUUUCUUUUUCUCUCUCUCUAUCUCCCAAAGAAAAAUCAAUCUUUUUCUGUGUAAUCAAGGGGCAACUAUAGUUUCUUCUUUCUAGAACUUGCUUUAGAUUCGAUCAAGUCACAAAUUGUUCUUCGAUUUGAAUGGAAGGUACUCAUCAUCUCCAUCACCAUCACCAAGGGCAUCAACAACAACAGCAACAAAGGGUUCUUCCUCAGAAUAUGAACGUGGAUGUGACCGAUAGAUUUCCUCAAUGGAGCAUCCAAGAAACAAAGGAGUUUCUGGUGAUCCGUGAAGAGCUGGAUCAGACUUUCAUGGAGACUAAGAGGAACAAGCAGUUGUGGGAAGUGAUAUCUAACCGAAUGAAGGAAAAGGGUUACCAUAGAAGUGCAGAGCAGUGCAAGUGCAAGUGGAAAAACCUUGUUACCCGCUAUAAGGGAUUUGAAACAAUGGAGCAAGAAGCGACGAGACAGCAAUUCCCGUUUUACAAUGAAUUCAAUGCGAUUUUCACAGCAAGGAUGCAGAGAAUGCUGUGGGCAGAAGCUGAGGGUGGAUCAAAGAAGAACAAGGCAACAACGCAGCUCUCAUCGGACGAAAAUGAAGAGAGUACUGAAGCCGGUAGCGGCAGAAAGAAGAAGAAAGCAAAGAUAGGUAGUAGGGGUGGUGAUAACUGUAGUGGUAGUUUCAACAGUUUGAAGGAGAUUUUGGAGGAGUUCAUGAGGCAACAGAUGCAAAUAGAUACACAAUGGAUGGAAGCGUUUGAGGCGAGGGAGAAUGAGAGGAGGCUGAAGGAGAUGGAAUGGAGACAAGCCAUGGAGGUGUUGGAGAAUGAGAGGAUAAUGAUGGAGGAAAGAUGGAGAGAAAGGGAGGAACAAAGGAGGAUUAGGGAAGAAGCUAGGGCUGAGAAGAGGGAUGCACUAAUCACAGCUUUGCUAAACAAGCUAGAGAGACAAGGAAUGUAGCAUAGAAGACUUGGUUGUACCAAACAAAAUUCAUUUCGAUAAUCUAUUCGCACUUGAAGAGACUAGUUAGUGUUUGAUUGUUGACAAGAAAAUACAAAUAGUGGGCUCCAAGAAAAAGGGAAGUGCUGUAGUUUAGUAGUUAGCUAGCUAGCCAAGUGGCCAACUAUAAUGUGUUUCCUCUUCUUCUCAUGAAAGGAAGCUUGAUUAUAGAGGUUUGUUCUUAGAAACUCAAUUUCUUAGAAAAAAUUAACUUUAUAGUAUACUAGUUCUUAUGAUUUUGUCCAGUUGUGGUUCCAUCUCUCUCCCUCCUGUUUUGCCCACUUGAGGCUUUCUAAUUUAGCCAAUGCAAAUAAAUAAGAACCAUAAUUUUUUGUUA